CUUAUGGCCGAAAGAAAACUCUUUGCUUCAAAGAUUGUUCAUCGGAUUUUUCAAAAAGGUAGUCAUAGCUACCAUUUCCAUUGCAAAUGAAAAUGACAUAUAUUGUCAAAGAGAAUCAAACACUACCUGCAAGUCAUUGAUUGAUUUGAGAAUGUUCUAUCGUAAAAUUGGCCGAUUAUUCAGUAAUAUAUGGGGCGUCCACACAAAUAAAAAUAAAUACCUGCAUAUCAACUUCAACUUCAGGAACAGUAACGAUUAUAACAAUAAGAAUUACAAAAAUUAUCAUAAAUAUUUGUGGUCAUUUGCAACUUUAGGAUAUAUUACCCUUUAUUACAAUUCACGAAAAAACUUAUAUGUUUUUGCCAAAGAAGAAAGUACGGAAACUAAACCAACAUCCGGAUGUGCAUCUGAUAAUCCUCCUGAACCAAUUCAACCUCAUCUGAAAGCUCCAAAAAUUCCUCAGCGUCCAGAUCUUCCUACUUAUUCCCAAAAAGAUCUUUUGAAACAUCGAUGUAGAGGUGAAGGAGUUUGGGUAACAUACCAGAAUGGUGUCUAUGACAUAACCGAAUUCCUGGAUAAACAUCCAGGCGGAGACCAAAUAACUCUGGCUUCUGGAAAAGCAGUAGAAGGUUUUUUUAAUUAUAGUGUAUUGCAUUAUGCCCCUCAUGUUCUGAAGCUAAUGGAGAAAUACAGAAUAGGAAAUUUACGGCCUCAAGAUGUAAGAACUGAAUUCAGGAGGAGAAACGUAUUUGCACAUGAGCCAACCGAUCGGGAUCCCAACUUAAUACCCUUGUCUAAAGAACCCUUCAAUGCUGGCCCAUCCGAAUCUUUACUCUAUGCCCAUCCUAUAACUCCUAAUGCCUAUCAUUUCGUAAGAACCCAUGGGCCUGUUCCAGAAAUACCAGACUUGAAGAAUUACACAGUUGAAAUAGCGAUUGAGGGUCAGAAAAAGAGUCUUAUGUUAACUCUGGAUGACCUGAAAAAGUUUCCGAAAUAUUCUGUCAAUGCUACAAUAAUGUGCGCAGGAAACCGAAGAGAUGACAUGAUGAUGGCAAAACCCGAUAAAGGUUUACGUUGGACUCUAGUUGCGACUGGUAACUCAAUAUGGUCUGGAGCUAGGCUCAGAGAUAUCUUAGCUAAAGCCGGUUUAACAAAGAAAGACGAAGAAAACCUGCAUCAUGUACAGUUCGAUGGUUGGGACACAGAUUUCCGAGAAGAAUAUUUCUCGAUGUCUAUUCCUCUAUGGAAAGCAGUGGAUGAAAGAGGCGAUGUGCUCAUUGCCUACGAGAUGAAUGGUGCUCCUAUCCCUGUUGAUCAUGGAUUUCCUGUUCGCGCUAUCGUACCUGGAUUUGCCGGUGCUAGAUCAGUGAAAUGGUUACAAAAAGUAAUCGUGCAAAAGGAAGAGUGCCAAACGUUCAAUCAUCAGAGACUCUACAAGAGUUUUUCACCGAACGUAAGCUACGAAAAUUUGGAUUGGAACCUGUCACCGCCUGUCGACGAACUACCUGUCAUAUCUGCGAUAUGCGAGCCCGUGAAUGGAGGAACUGCUAACGUUUCCAAUGGCAAAAUUAAUGUGAAAGGUUAUGCUUUUUCCGGCGGUGGUCAGAAAAUCCUCCGAGUCGACGUCAGUUCUGACCAAGGAGUUACUUGGCACACAGCAGAGUUCACUUAUCAGGAUCCUAUCAAGCCACCAAGACAUUAUUCUUGGAGUUUAUGGUGUUGCGAUGUGCCUGUACCAAAGGGUAAAAAUUGUGAAAUAUGGGUAAAAGCAGUGGAUUCUUUUAACAACACUCAGCCAGAAAAAUUUGAACAUAUCUGGAAUUUGAGAGGAGUGAUAUGCAAUGCUUAUCACAAGAUAAAAGUGAAUUUGGUGUCAUGUUGAUGUACUAAGUGGACAAUUCUUUUUUAUUAUUUUUCUUAAGUGUUUAUGUAAAGAAUAAAUAAAUUCAUAAUUUUUUGGUGAACUCUGUACAAAGCUAAUCAUAAAAAAUGUACAUAAAGAUUCGAGGCAAAUAUUAUCGUAUUGAAUUGAUAUUCUUAUGAUGGAAUGAAGAUAGUAGGCUAUUUGACAGUAUGAAAUACAUUGUUCUCAAAACCAUAAAUUAAUUUGACGAAAAAAAUGUUAUUGAAUAUGGAAAUAAAACUUUGAGAACUUGAAUGAUUCACACCGAUUUACACAAGAUGACAAACGAUCUGAAUAGAAUGAACGAUGA
This is a messenger RNA of Harmonia axyridis, 2213 nucleotides long. RefSeq names its product sulfite oxidase, mitochondrial-like. Gene Ontology annotation, molecular function: oxidoreductase activity; molybdenum ion binding; heme binding. Gene Ontology annotation, cellular component: mitochondrion. The record is from RefSeq and is a predicted model, not a curated record. The coding region runs from base 152 to 1882 and encodes 576 amino acids. Lineage: Eukaryota; Metazoa; Arthropoda; Insecta; Coleoptera; Coccinellidae. The transcript is spliced from 11 exons.